AUGUCAUACAACAAUCACGGUUCAAGUCACUAUACCCCUCGAUUCAACAGCAACACAAGCUCCUCAUCUCGAAAGUUACACGAACAAGCCAAGACAGACUCGUUUGAUCGAGGGCGACGUACACCGCCGGAGCGUAGAGACGUAAAGGACGCUACUCAACAAUCUAGCUCAGCAGCAACUACAUCAACAUCAACGUCAUCAUCGGCACCAGCAUCAACGUCAGCAACACAAUCAUCGUCAAGUACUAGAGGACGAGAUUUCUAUAUCGGAUCCGGCUACAAGUCCCGUUUUGGCGAUAGCUAUUCGUCGAAAAAUUCCAAUGGAGGCUCAUAUUACAAGAGUUCUACCCUGAGGAGCGCUCUCGGCGGAGGCGGAGAAAGGGGAAGAGGAGAUACAUAUUAUGGAUCGGGGAAAAAUAGCUCAAUGAAUCCGCGGCGCCGACACGAUAAAUAUGGCGGCUACUCCAGCUCGAACUACCUGUCCGCAGCGGGAGACAAGUACAUUUCGCGAAGUUCACGAGAUUUGGUGAACCGGAGAACAUCUCCCGAACCCUUUCUGGGCAAAACUAGUGCAUCGAAAACUAAGCUGGAAAUGAGUGAGGAUCUACGGAGAAUGGGGAGGGAAAAGUCAUAUGUUAGUGACGAUCGGAGGAGAGAUCGCAAUUAUAGCGCUGAGCCGAAACUGCGAAGGCCUUCCAACGGUAAUGAUGAAGGAACAAGCUUGGCAGGGGGGAAGUCGCGGUCUUGGAAUGCCUCCUAUGAGAAACCGAGUAAGAAUGACAAGGAUUUCAUUCUGAAAAGUGCCGAAUCAACGAGGGGAGUUUCGCCUGAGGAUGAAGUCAAGAGGAAAUCCGAGGCUACGGAGUUUAAAGAUUUGCCGAGUGAGAAGGAUAAGAAGGUGAAGGAUGAGCUUGAAAAAGAGAAAAAGGAGCAAAAGGAGCAGGGUGUUACGCAGAAGAAAGAUGAAAGCAGCACAGAAGAAAAGCUCGAGAAUAGUCUCAACAACAAAGACAAGGACCUAAAGAGCCAGACGGUGACUUCUGCAGAGGCGGUAAAGGUACAACUGAAAAAUAAGGAACAAAAUGAUAAACGCAAAAUUGAUACAGAAGCCUCUAAAACCGGAUCUUUAACCAGCGAGAACUUAAAUACGGCCGCACUUGAGCCCAAAAAGAAACAAGAUUCUCAAGACAAUCCCCAACCAGAAAAAGCAUCAGCAGAGGAAUCAAUUCAAACUAAAACUGGAAAUGAGGUUGCAAAGGAACCUUUGACGGAAACACUGAAGGACGUGGGUGAAAAAAAUCAAAAAUCGACAACCAUUGGACUGGUCAAAGCAGGAACAAGCCUCAGAAGUUCAGUUUAUAACGACAUUUCCAACAAUACUCAACCCACAAAAGAGGCAAUUUCUACCGGCCCUUCCUCUUCAGAUGUGACAAGCAACCUUCAAACCAAACGAAAGGAAGACGACAGGGACAAGGAGGUUGCAAAAACAGCUCCAAAUGAGUUGCCAAAAGCAGAACCAAGGAAAAAAUCUUUCGCCGAAUACUUGAAAUCGUCAAAAGAGAAAGCUAGACAAUUUUCCAAAACGCCAGAAACGCAUGAAACUGCUAAACCUGCAAGUAUCGUCAAGAAUGAAGAACUCGGCGAAAUCAAGAAUCCGGAAAAGCCAAACGAAUCUGCUACUACAAUAAAUUCAGGUGGUGCCCCGAACCCUGCAACUCAGGACGACGAUAACAACAAGUCAAAAAGCCCAAAUGAGCAUGUCGACUUGACCAAGCUCAAGACUGAAAUUGGAGUUGAAAGUAAGCAGCUUGAUGUUCAAGAUUCACUCAUUGCAAAACCAGAACCCGAAACUGCCUCCGAGCAAACUCAUUCGGCACAUGAGGUGCAAGAUCAGCCAACUUUACCUGCAGCCGAUACUGAUGACGCGUUGACCUCCAAGGUUAGCGGAAAAAUCAUCAAGGAUGAAGAUGUCUCCAUGGAAAAUGCGGAUGCAGACGAGGAGCAAGAGCAGCUUUCUUCCGAGGCGGAAACAGUUUUGGGAACUCCACCGCGACUCAACUUGGGAAAAGCCCUAUUACGAAAGAAACCUCACGACGAAGAACGAAGUAAAUUGAAGAAAAGGAGCAGAACGGUUGAAAGCUCAGACGACGAUGAGGGUGAUUUGUACAAUGAAGGCAAUGAAGGCAAUAAAGAAGCCGAUUACAAGCCUAGGGGAACAGAAAAGAAACCCACUCCAGGUAAGUCCUUAAAAAAAGCACCCUAUAAAAUCAAACGCGACUCCAGCGGUAGAUCUUUACUUCAACGAGCAUGUAAAAAGGGAAAUUUGGAGGACGUCAAAGAGUACAUUGGUCGCGGUGCCGAUGCUAACGAAAAGGAUUUCUGCGGGUUCACUUGCCUUCACGAGGCUGCUCUCGAAGGCCAUGAGGAGAUUGUGCUGUUUUUGAUUAAAAACGGAGCAAACGUCAAUGCAAAGGCUAGCGCCGCAGGAGACUCUGAAACCCCCUUGAUUGAUGCCGCCGAAAAUAAGCAUCUCGAAAUCGUCAAGAUCUUGCUUGCAAAUGACGCCGACCCCACACUUCUCAACAUUAACGGUUUCAGCGCUCUAUCUAAAAUCAAAUGUGAUCACGCUGACGAAGAAGGAUACGAGGAAAUUGUCCACAUCUUGGAGAGCGCCAUCAACAAGAUUUCCGGCAUCGAAGAAGUCGCGACAUUCUCAAGAGCUGCGACGCCGGAAAUCCCCGGUGAAGUACGCGACGACCCAAACGAAACCUAUUUUGCCGAGUUGACAAGAUCCAAAUUCUGCAAAUGGGCAGCCAAGAACCGCAAGGAGAAAAUGCCCGAUUUUUUCUGGGACGGGAACCGUUUAGAAGACAACCCAGAUAUAUUUGUUGUUGCUGCACGCAACGGACAUUCCGACUUGAUUGAGAUCAUGUUGGGAUUGAACCCCACGCCGUAUAAUGUUGAUACCGAAAGUCCCUGUGGAGUUACAGCUUUAUUGGCCAGUGUUGGCCGCGGCCACAGGCGUGUUGUUCGGUCGCUUUUGGAGAAGGGCGCUGAUCCUUUCAAAACAAGGAAUGACGAUGGAUUAAAUGCAUUGGAAAUUGCCCAGCACUCGCCAAAAAUUGAUAUCAAAGAAGUGGAGUUGAUUCAAGAGUUUAUGGUAAAGAAGGCCGGGAUUAAAGUCAACGUCUUGUCGGCUGUAUCUUCACGCGUGGUGUCAAGAUCCACAUCAAAGCUACUGUCUCGAGCUCCAAGUGUGCCUGUAUCUGACGACCAGUCAGAUGAUGAUGAUGAUGAUGAUGCUAAUGAUGAUGAUGAUGCUAAUGAUGAUGAUGAGGAUGCGCCUGGGAAAAUACCAAGAUUGAACGAGCAGCAAAGCGACAAAAUGGAUGUCGAUGAGCCGGUUGACAAUACGGUGGAAGUGUCAAUGAAGGAAAAGGACCAAAUUGAUGCGUCAAAUACUUCUCCAGCGAAUGAUACCGCUCCUGAACUCGGGUAUAAUGACGAUGCAACUAAAUUGGUUAAAUUCAAUAGUAGUGGUGGCGGCGAUAAUGAGAAAAAGAGAAAACUCGAAAGUGGCCCCGUUGUAGAAGAAAGAGAGGCAAAAAAGUUGAAAGCUGAUGAUUUUUUCAAAUCCAUUUCUGACGCUAAAGCGCAAAUCGUCGAGACUGAGCUGGCAUUGUCUCCCGCCCUGGCAGAGGAAGUGAAAACUGUCAUUGAAGAUGCAGAGAAGACAUUGAUGUCGGAAGAAGUGGCUACCAAGAAUAGGGCAAUUGAGGAGGGUCCUAUAACCGAAGAGCGAGUGACGACAUUGACAACAUUGACAUCGCCACCACAAGCAGCACCACCGCCGUUGCAGCCUAAGGUAUCUGAGGAACAAAAGGCCAAGAGCGCCGAGGAGGCCAGGAUCUGGCAGGAGAAAGCCGAGGCCAAAAAGAGGGCUAGAAAAGAGAUGUUUUUGAAAUCUGAAAAGGAACGAGAGUUGAAAAAGAUGGAGGAUGAGGCCAAGAAAAUCGAAGAAGAGAAGGCAUUGGCUGAGUUGAAGCGAGAGGAAGACUUGAGAAGGGCACAAGUGGCAGAAGAGAAAGCCAAGCAAUUGGAGACUAAAAAGAUCAAGAUGAGACGGGACAAGAUCUUUGCGUUGUACCCUGCUGGAUUGCGGUAUUUGAAUUUCAACUCAAAGCCAACGGAUGCGACUAUUUCCAAGUAUUUGCCCUUUUAUGUUGUCAUUAAGAAUGAAACCAAGUACGUUGUCGACCUCCAGAUGUCCUUAUUGACUUUGACACCUUUCAAGGAUCUUGCUGGAGAUGUUGCAUUAGAGGAAGCCGACGUGGAAGAGAAGUGCAAACUUUGGAAACUAUUUUACGAUUUCAUCGGAAAGCAGAACGACGGUACCGUUUCUGGCAAUUCCCGUAAAGAAGGAGAACGGCUUUUUGCAAAUCUUUCUGUCAACUUUGUCAAGUAUGAAGAGCUCAUGCCAUUAGUUGAGGAGAAAUUCCCGGUUGUGCUUAAUGCAAUCAAGGCUCUGCACCAGAUUGAUGUGCUCCUUGACUCCUUGCGAGGAUUCGACCAUCCUGAAGAUCUUCGUGGACAAGUGCAACAACACCAAGAAGAAGACAAAGACAAAGACAAAGACAAAGACAAACAGAAAGAAAAAGACAAAGCAGUAGACUACACUGCAGGAAACCUCGGUAAGUUCUUGCCUCCAAGGUUAAGCUAUAGAAAGGAUAUCAUCAACACCAUUGCGACUACCUGCAAAUCGUUGUGGUGA
Molecule: messenger RNA, 4770 nt
Organism: Lodderomyces beijingensis
Lineage: Eukaryota; Fungi; Ascomycota; Pichiomycetes; Serinales; Debaryomycetaceae
Source: the annotation of a GenBank genome assembly